Molecule: messenger RNA, 4015 nt
Organism: Argentina anserina (silverweed cinquefoil)
Lineage: Eukaryota; Viridiplantae; Streptophyta; Magnoliopsida; Rosales; Rosaceae
Product: histone-lysine N-methyltransferase ATX4
Exons: 23
Coding region: 508-3774 (1088 amino acids)
Biological process (GO): regulation of transcription by RNA polymerase II
Molecular function (GO): protein binding
Source: RefSeq, a predicted model, not a curated record
CUCUCUCUAAAAUAAAAAAGAGAUAAAACAGAGAGAAACAAACACAUCGAAGAAGAGAAAAAGCCUCCUACUUUUUUCUCCAGUGUUAUCUAAAUCUCUCUCUCUGCUACUCACAACAAAAAUUUCAACUUCCCGAUUUUGGCAUUGUCAAACUUUUAAAUUCCAUUUCUCUCCCUCCGUCUCUGUCUCCUCAUUCCUUCCUCUGUAGCAGUUGGGUGGAGAGAGAGAGAGAGAGAGAAACAAUAGAUCCCUAUUUCCCUUAUCCAAUUUCCGAUCCCCGGCCACUCUCCGGUGGCCCCAGUUAGGGUUCUCAGUAAAGUUCGAGUCUUUUCCGGGGGAGAAAUUCUGGGCAGGUCGUGGUUUUCGUCGAUUUCUGCUCUGUUCUGGGUUUUUUUUUGUUGAACAUUUUGUUUUGUUCAAUUUGGGGAUUAGGGUUUAUUGGGAAAUUGGGGGUUUGUUGAGGUGAAUUGAGGAAGUAGAUUAUGCGGGAGUGACAGUGUUGUAACGAUGAUUAUCAAGAAGAAUCUCAAAUCGCAAAUGCCGAGUUUGAAACGGUGCAAAUUGGGCGAUUCCGAGGAGGAAGACAGCUCCGCCGGCAAGAAGAAGAGGAGGACCGGCGGGUAUUACCCGCUCAAUUUGCUCGGCGAGGUCGCGGCGGGGAUUAUUCCGGUGAGCUUCCGCGGCUUGCUUGCGGAGAAGGGCGGGUUCUCGUGGUGCACGGAAGUGUCGUGCUCGCCGCCGGAGGCGGAGGAGGCGGUGGUGGUGGUGGUGGAGUCGAGAUCGAAUAAGGCGAGGAAAACGAAGGCGGCUGCGGCGGAGGAGUCGCGGCCGCCGCUGGUGAGGACUUCGAGGGGGCGCGUGCAGGUGCUGCCGUCGAGGUUUAAUGACUCGGUGAUCGAGAAUUGGAGGAAAGAGAGUAAAACUAGUGUGAGGGAGAGCAAUGUGGAAGAUGAGAGGGUGAGUUUGAGGCCGCAGAGAAAUGGGAAGAAGGUGAAGAGUAAUGCUGGAUAUGGCUCCAAGAAGUAUUCGGGUUAUUAUGAAGAAGAAGAAGAAGAAGAGGAGGAGGAGGUGGAGGAAGUAGAAGAAGAGGAAGAAGAGUGUGUGGCGUAUAAGAGUUAUAAGAAGUAUAACUCGGGCUCAAGGAGUACACUCACUUCAGUGCAUGAGCAUUUGGGGGUUGGAGAUGACAAGUGUGAGGUUGUGGAGAUUAUUGAUGAGGAAGAAGAAGAAGAUGAGUUAGAGGGUGCAGUGAGGAUGGAGCAGAGGAAGGAUGGGUUGUAUGGACCGGAAGAUUUUUAUUCCGGCGACUUAGUUUGGGCGAAGCCAGGGAAAAAGGAGCCGUUUUGGCCGGCCAUUGUUAUUGAUCCAAUGACACAAGCGCCGGAGUUGGUUUUGAGGGCUUGCAUACCUGAUGCAGCUUGUGUCAUGUUUUUCGGGUACUCUGGGAAUGAGAACCAAAGGGAUUAUGCCUGGGUCAAAAGGGGAUCGCUUUUUCCAUUUAUGGAUUAUAUAGACAGGUUCAAAGAGCAGUCUGAACUGGGCAACUGCAAGCCUUGUGAUUUCCAGAUGGCAACUGAGGAGGCAUUUUUGGUGGAACAGGGGUUUACAGAGAAGUUGUUAGCAGAUAUUAACAUGGCAGCUGGGAACCCAGUGUAUGAUGAAACUCUAUCCAGAGGAGUUCAAGAGGCUACUGGUUCCAAUCAUGAUCUUGACUAUCACUUUGUGGACCAGGACAUCUACCAGACGAAGAAAGACCCAAGAGCCUGUGAAAGCUGCGGCUCUAAACUCAAAAUUCCAAAGAAAAUGAAGAUUCCUUCUGGAGGCCAAAUCCUUUGUAAAACAUGUGCUAAGUUAACAAAAUCAAAACAUGUUUGUGGCAUAUGCAAGAAGUGGAAUCAGCCUGAAAGUGGAACUUGGGUCCGGUGUGAUGGUUGCAGAGUAUGGGUGCAUGCAGAAUGUGAUAGAAUUAACACAAAUUAUUUUAAGACAUGCACCGAUUAUUUCUGCCCUCCUUGCAAAGUAAAGUUUAACUUUGAAUUGUCAGAUUCUGAAAAGGAGCAACCUAAAGUCAAGUCUAAUAAAAAUGAGGCACAAUUGGUGCUGCCUAACAAGGUUACUGUCCUCUGUAACAGUGUGGAAGGCAUAUACUUUCCAAGUCUUCACUCUGUUGUGUGCAAGUGUGGGUACUGCGGGACAGAAAAGCAAGCGCUCAGUGAAUGGGAGCGACACACAGGUUCCAAGUCCAGAAACUGGAGGACGAGUGUCAGAGUUAAAGGCUCCUUACUGGCACUGGAACAAUGGAUGCUACAGUUAGCAGAGAUUCAUGAAAAUGCUCUCGUGUCUGUUAAACCACCUAAACGACCUUCUAUAAAAGAACGAAAGCAGAAGCUGCUUACGUUUUUGCAAGAAAAAUAUGAACCUGUUUAUGCAAAGUGGACAACAGAACGAUGUGCCGUAUGUAGAUGGGUUGAAGAUUGGGACUACAACAAAAUCAUUAUAUGCAACAGAUGUCAAAUAGCUGUUCAUCAAGAAUGCUAUGGAGCAAGACAUGUUCGGGACUUCACUUCGUGGGUGUGCAAAGCUUGUGAAAAACCAGAAGUCAAGAGAGAAUGUUGCCUAUGUCCUGUUAAAGGAGGUGCAUUAAAGCCAACUGAUAUCGAGACAUUGUGGGUUCAUAUUACAUGCGCUUGGUUCAGACCUGAAGUGUCAUUUGCAAGUGAUGAGAAAAUGGAGCCUGCUCUUGGGAUCUUGAGUAUUCCGUCAAAUUCUUUUGUCAAGAUUUGUGUUAUCUGUAAGCAAAUUCAUGGUUCAUGCACACAAUGUAGCAGGUGCUCUACUUAUUACCAUGCAAUGUGUGCAUCCAGGGCAGGGUACCGCAUGGAGUUGCAUUCUUUAGAGAAAAAUGGGAAACAGAUUACAAAAAUGGUUUCCUUUUGUGCUUAUCACAGGGCUCCAAAUCCAGAUACGGUCUUAAUAAUACAGACUCCUCUAGGAGUGUUUUCAGCCAAAAGCCUUCUCCAGAGCAAGAAGAAGCCUGGUUCGAGUCUAAUUUCAUCUAAUAGAACAAAGUUGGAGGAGAUUCCAAAUGUUGAAACCACUGAACCUGAGCCCGAGCCCAAGCCCGAGCCCGAGCCAUUAUCUUCUGCGAGGUGCCGAAUAUUUAAAAGAUCGAAAGAUAGUAGGAAGAGAACAGAAGAAGAAGCUGCUGCCCACCAAGUGAUGGGACAUUCCCAUCAUCCCUUGGAAGCAAUUCGUAGUUUGAACAAAUUCAGAGUAGUAGAGGAACCUCUCACAUUUUCAUCUUUUAGAGAACGGCUUUACCAUUUACAGAGAACCGAAAAUGAUCGUGUUUGCUUUGGUAGAUCUGGGAUACAUGGAUGGGGUCUCUUUGCGCGUAGAAACAUUCAAGAAGGAGAAAUGGUUCUUGAAUACCGUGGUGAACAGGUAAGGGGCAGUGUUGCAGAUUUGAGGGAGGCCCGCUAUAGAUCAGAAGGCAAAGACUGCUACCUCUUUAAGAUCUGCGAAGAAGUGGUAGUAGAUGCCACUGAUAAAGGAAAUAUAGCACGGCUUAUCAAUCAUUCGUGCAUGCCCAAUUGUUAUGCGAGGAUCAUGAGUGUUGGUGAUGAGGAAAGCCGGAUAGUACUUAUUGCAAAGACUAAUGUAUCUGCUGGUGACGAGCUAACGUAUGAUUACUUGUUUGAUCCAAAUGAGCCUGAUGAGUUCAAAGUUCCCUGUCUAUGUAAAGCUCCCAACUGCCGGAAAUUCAUGAAUUAGUAGGAAGGACAAUGAUGAUAUAUAUGCAGUUUUCUUGCACUUGCACAGCCAUUGUUUGCCCGCGAAGAACCAACACUAACCCAUUUCCCUGCCCUCCGGGAUGUCACAGUUCAUAUACCGAAUUUGUUUUUUUUUUUUAAGGAAAAGAAAAAAGAAAGAAAAGUUGUACUCUUCUGCUUUUGUUUAUAUAUUUUUGCGCGGACAAACUUCUAAGCUUAAUAAAAGCUAUAGUCUUGCCGGC